Messenger RNA from Penaeus monodon (black tiger shrimp), 949 nucleotides. RefSeq names its product serine/arginine repetitive matrix protein 1-like. The record is from RefSeq and is a predicted model, not a curated record. Lineage: Eukaryota; Metazoa; Arthropoda; Malacostraca; Decapoda; Penaeidae. The annotation marks the transcript as partial. The transcript has a single exon.
GCCGCAGGCUGCCAGACUAACAGAGUGUGUUCCCCGCAGGAGGAUGUCAGCCAUUUGCUUCGUGUGUAACCUGCCCAUCCUGAGCCACCAGGUGGGUCUGGUGUGGGAGGGAGGCAAUGGCUACGACGAGCUGGCGAGCGAGAGUUCGUCCCCGCGGCCCCGCGUGGGUCGCAGGGACUCCUCCGCCCAGAUCACCACCAUCGAGCCCCCGAGGGAGGUGCGGGAGACCUCCCCUCCCACGUCCCGCAGGCGGCGGUCUUCCCUGGCGCAGCUCACCGACCUCCUUCGCGACUGGGGCCGCCGGGAGCCGGCUGAGCAGCGCUCCACCAGCACCUGCACGUCGACCACCAGCACCCCCGUGGGGCCUCUCACGCGCAGGGAGAGCCGCGACCUCAGCCGGCGGGAGUCCCUCGCUGACAUCGCCAAGUCCUUGCCGUGGCGUCGCAAGGAUUCGAUCGUGGAGGUGCCGCGCAUCAAGACACGCCGCGAGUCCUCUGCGGAGAUGAAGAAGCGAAGGCAGAGCGGCACGGACAUCCGCACCGACAUCGUCAAGUUCCUGGCCCGGAGGGAGAGCGUCGCGGAGAUCCUGCGGCGGCGGAGGGAUUCCCUAGAGCACGAGAAGAAGGAGAGGCGCGACUCCACCACGCAGGUGUACACGCGGACCAGCCGCAACAGCGUGGACAAGACGGCGUCUCCGGACCGGCCGGAGAUCCAGUCCCCGCGCAUCAUCUCCUCCCCCGAGCCCCGCGACCUCGUGCCCAGGCCCAUCGUCACCACGCAGGUGUCGGGCGAGUCGCACGUGUCGCAGAACUCGCUCUCCUCACAGAUGUCGACGGGCGGCAAGGACCAGGCGGAGCCGGGCAUCUCGGAGCCCAAGUCUCCUGUGUCUUCCCCCGCGCCCUCGUCCCCCACCACCGCCAUCAGGAGGGACUCCACCACGCAGAUCUAA